Molecule: messenger RNA, 3769 nt
Organism: Sturnus vulgaris (Common starling)
Lineage: Eukaryota; Metazoa; Chordata; Aves; Passeriformes; Sturnidae
Gene: SHC1
Product: SHC adaptor protein 1
Biological process (GO): insulin receptor signaling pathway; intracellular signal transduction; epidermal growth factor receptor signaling pathway
Cellular component (GO): plasma membrane
Molecular function (GO): receptor tyrosine kinase binding
Source: RefSeq, a predicted model, not a curated record
GGAGGGGCCGGUACCGUGCUGUGCUAAGGUCUUGGGAUGACCCACUCGACUUGGCGGCUGGUUGCGUGUGCCUGGGCCUCGGGCUUGCAUCGCCCCACCCUGUGCUAUACACGGGAAGGAGGUGUAGAGCUGUAGCGGUGCUCCAGGGUCUGGAGAGAACCCCGAGCCCCAAGACUGGCAUGACCUUCAGCAGGGACGGGGCACCGGCUGGGUGUAGAGGGUUCCUCGGCCUCUGUGGUGCUGGAGUCUGCCCUCCUGUCAUCCUGCCUUCUGUGCUUCAGAGUAAGGCAGCAGUGAGUACCUGGAGCCUAAAUAACUGUUGUGAACGGGUACGUGUUCCCCCUUGCAGAUCUGUGUCUGCCCUCCAGCAGUGUGUUGUGUCCAUCUGUUCUUGCUUCUCCUCUUGAAUCUCUUAGAUGGGGUCAUCCACACAGAUUGUAGACCAUGGACACGGGUUCCAAGGAAACGUGACCUGGGCCCUGCUUGCCACGUUGGCGCUGCAGAAGUCUUGUGGGCAAAGGACACUUCUUGUCAGUGCUUGUCAGGUCUGUCUUGGCGUCAGCCUGCAACAGGGGCUGAAGAUGCCAUCUCUUCUCCGCCAAGCGGGGCAUGAGGAUCCACCCACUGCCCUUUGGUGGGGGAAUGCCUUGCCUGGGCUACCCUGGAGCUGUGCAAAGCAGCGUCCCAUCCUCAGGAGGGACACAUAUGGCCUUCGGUAAGGCUGAGCAUUCUGGCUCCAGGUCCAGAUGCUCCUUCCCUGCCACCAGCCUCGGUGCCCGAUGUCCAAAGGGCCCGGUUGUCACCUCUGCUUGGCAGUGGUGUAGUACUGCAGGGGUCAAUCUCCACUGCCAUUGCCAUGCAUAGCCCUCCUUAUCUCGCUGCCUUCCAGGCUAAUGGCGACAGCUCGCACAGGCUGCAGAUAAAGGUGCAAUUGCUGCCAAGCAGUAAAUUAUGUCUGCUGCCCUGCACUGCUCCACUGGCCUGGCCUCAACUGCCUCAGCUGGGCAGUGGGAGUAGGAGUGAGAAGAGCAGCAUCUCCUGAUCUGCUGCUUUGCUUGCCUUGGUUUUCCCUCGCAGAGCUUCCUGCCUCUGCCAGCUCACCCCUUGUAGAAUCUUUCCAUGAUUCCUGUCUUCACUGGUCCCCUGGGAGGAAGGAACACAGCCCGGGAGGCUCUGUGUAUAAUUUUGCAUCAGGGUGCUAGUUGAGGGGGUGGAGGAAGGGGUAGCUCUGCCCCCCUAAGUUGCCUUCACUCUCCCUCCUUGCACGUGGCUUUCCAGUAGUUUUUUGGGCUGGGCAGCGAUUGGUUCCGACACUUGUCUUGGGUCACAGAGUGACUCUUGGCCCCCGAUACCAUUUGCCAAUAGCAAAUGUGAGCAGGGUUCAAGCAGUGCCAGGCUCAGCCUCGUGUUCCUGUCCCAGUGCAUCCCAUCUCCAUCUUAUUUACAGUGGGAAGAAGGUGGCUUCCAGUUUUCUUUCCCUCUGUGUUAGCAGCAUGUUGCACAGCAGCCACAGCCCCAUCCACCUGUGCAUGGAGGAGCAGGGUCUGCCUUUGGCACCAUGGCCCCCACCUCAGCGGGCUGGGACAGGGCUGGCUAACUCCCUGUUUGUCCCCGAACCGCAGGUCGGAGUGCCAGACGAGAGGGGCUGUGUCUCUGCUCCCUGCCCGGGGCCUGCCCUGCCCUCCGCCGGCGAUGGAGUAUGUGGAUAUGAACAAGCUGAGCUGUGGGAAGAAGACGCGGGUGGAAGGUGGCCAGCUGGGGGGUGAUGAAUGGACCCGCCACGGCAGCUUUGUCAAUAAGCCCACCCGUGGCUGGCUGCAUCCUGAUGACAAGGUCAUGGGCUCCGGGGUCUCCUACCACGUCCGGUACAUGGGCUGUGUGGAAGUGCUCCAGUCCAUGAGGGCUCUGGAUUUCAACACCAGGACACAGGUGACCAGGGAGGCCAUUGGGCUGGUAUGUGAGGCUGUGCCUGGUGCCAAGGGAGCCGUGAGGAGACGGAAGCCCUGCAGCCGCUCCCUGAACUCCAUCCUGGGCAAGAGCAACCUGAAGUUUGCAGGCAUGCCCAUCACCCUGACCAUCUCCACCAGCAGCCUCAACCUCAUGGCCUCAGACUGCAAGCAGAUCAUUGCCAACCACCACAUGCAGUCUAUAUCCUUCGCAUCAGGGGGAGACCCGGACACAGCCGAAUAUGUUGCCUAUGUUGCCAAAGACCCCGUCAAUCAGAGAGCCUGCCAUAUCCUGGAGUGUCCUGAAGGCUUGGCACAGGAUGUGAUCAGCACCAUUGGGCAGGCCUUUGAGCUGCGUUUCAAGCAGUACCUGAAGAACCCUCCAAAGCUGGUGACUCCGCACGACAGAAUGGCAGGGUUUGAUGGCUCUGCCUGGGAUGAGGAAGAGGAGGAACCAGCCCCAGAUCACCAGUACUACAACGACUUCCCUGGCAAGGAGCCUCCCAUUGGGGGGGUCGUGGACAUGCGGCUGCAGGAUGGGGCUGCUCAGACCCCAAAUCACUUGGGUGCCACGCUGCCUGUCGGCCAGUCAUCCGGUGGGGAGUAUGACCCCCAGAAGCAGCAUGCUCCUGCCCAAGGGAGAGAGAAAUACCCAGCUCCAGCAGGCACAUCUGGCCGCACAGACCUGUUUGAUGACCCAUCUUACGUCAACGUGCAGAACAUAGACAAGACACGCCAAGCUUCAGCUGCCAGCAACCCAGGCACAGCCAAUGGCAGCACACAGAGGGACCUUUUUGACAUGAAGCCCUUUGAAGAUGCCCUGCGUGUGCCCCCGUCUGUGCCUGUGGGGCUGCCCCCUGCCCAGGUGGUGGCCUCCAUGGAGGAGCAGCUGAGACGGGAGCCCUGGUACCAUGGGAAAAUGAACCGCAAGGAGGCUGAGAAGCUGCUGAAGGUGAACGGAGACUUUCUGGUGCGGGAGAGCACCACCACCCCGGGCCAGUAUGUGCUGACUGGUUUGCAGGGUGGACAGCCCAAGCAUUUGCUGCUUGUCGAUCCCGAGGGAGUGGUGCGGACAAAAGAUCAUCGUUUUGAGAGUGUCAGCCACCUCAUCAGCUACCACAUGGACAAUCACCUGCCCAUCAUCUCGGCCGGCAGUGAGAUGUGCCUGCAGCAGCCAGUGGAGAGGAGACUGUGAGCGCCUGGGGACCCCAGUGCACAGCACCCCCAAUGCGCAGCCCUCUGGCCGUGUUCCAUGCCCCAGGGAGCCCUCAGACUCUUCUAGGUGCUCCAACCAGGACUGAGCAUGGACUUGGCUGAGGACAGGGCCUCUCUUCACCACAUGGAGCUGGUGGCCAUGGGGGGCUCAGGCUGUGAGUGCCUGCAGGGUGGGGAACUGUUCUUGCAAAACCCCUGCCCCUCCAGCUCCAGCCUUUGCAGAGCAGCUCAGCUCCUACCAAAACCCAGCCCUGCUGUCGUGCCACAGCCAUUCUUGUGCUCACCAGCACGGGCUCAGACUGGCAGGGCUGAGUCCCCCUGAGCCAGAGGCAGCCUGUCCUUACCUCUGGCCCCUGGGCCAAGGAGGGGGCCUCUGGGGGGCUCUGCUCCUCCAAGCACGAGGCCCUCGACUGUACCGGAUCACUUUAUGUGUUAACUCUGUGCCUUGACCCCGCAGGUCCCACACUCUUAUGCAAGAGCAGGGGCUGGUUACAGAGCCUCCCCCGUGCUCCCAGCACCCUGUACCCCAUCCGUGACAUGCUUGUGCUCCAGGAUAUGUGCCACCAAGUCCCCUUCCUCCCUGCCCGUCCCGGCUGGGCACGGGCAGC